This is a messenger RNA of Rhopilema esculentum, 4743 nucleotides long. Its product is annotated as tripeptidyl-peptidase 2. The record is from RefSeq and is a predicted model, not a curated record. Gene Ontology annotation, molecular function: tripeptidyl-peptidase activity; serine-type endopeptidase activity. Lineage: Eukaryota; Metazoa; Cnidaria; Scyphozoa; Rhizostomeae; Rhizostomatidae. Gene Ontology annotation, biological process: proteolysis. Gene Ontology annotation, cellular component: cytosol.
CAACAACAACCUUCUAGUUCGUGAGCCAAAAUGGCGUACGCUCCAGAGAUUGUUUUGGAUUGUUUUCCGGAGGACGCCUUGCUUCCCAAGAAAGAGAUUGGCGCCGAGAGGUUCAUAAAUAAGUUUCCUGAGUAUGAUGGAACUGGGGUACUUAUAGCUGUAUUUGAUUCUGGCGUAGACCCUGCGGCGCCGGGUUUACAGGAACUGCCAGGAGGACAGAGAAAAAUCGUGGAUUUAAUAGAUUGCUCUGGAAGUGGAGAUGUAGAUACAACUGUUAUAAGAACUGUUCAAGAUGGAAUUUUACUUGGAUUGACAGGCAGGCAGCUCAUAGUUCCAGACCAUUGGAGAAAUCCAACAGGUGUCUUUCAUGUUGGGGUCAAAAGUGGGUAUCUUUUGUACCCUAGUCGACUGAAAAGCAGACUCCAGAAUGAGGUGAAAGAAAAACAUUGGUCUCCUGGCCACAACAUCAGUCUGGCAGAUGCUACCCAGCGUUUAUUUGAAUUUGAAAAGAGCUGUCCAUCACCUGUAACAUCUGAGCAAAGACUUACCCAUGAAGACUGCAAGGCAGCAGUUGAGGUUUUAAAUUCACUUGAGAAGAAAUACAAAGACCUUGGCCCUGUUUAUGACUGUGUGGUUUUUCAUGAUGGAGACGAUUGGUGUGCCUGUAUUGAUACAACAGAAACGGGGGAUUUGGCCAGUUGCACUGUUCUAAGGCCAUUUCGAACGUCAGGAGAUUUCUCACGUUUCGGAGAUGAUGAUAUGCUCAGCUAUAGUAUAAAUGUUUACGACGAAGGCAAUACCCUAUCAAUUGUUACCAACUGCAGUGGUCAUGGCACUCACGUCGCAAGCAUUGCAGCCGGAUACCACGAAGAUGCACCAGCCUACAAUGGAGUUGCACCAGGCGCUAGGGUGAUAUCAAUGAAAAUUGGAGACACGAAAUUGGAUUCAAUGGAAACUGGAUCGGCAAUAAUGAGGGCGCUAAUCGCUGCCAUUGACAAUAAAGUUGAUGUUAUUAACAUGAGCUAUGGAGAAUCAUCGAAAUGGCCUAACGCAGGUCGUGUUAUCGAGAUGAUCAACGAAACUGUUAGCAAGCACAAUAUUAUUUUUGUCACAAGUGCAGGAAAUGAUGGUCCUGCUUUGUCGACCGUUGGGGCACCUGGUGGCUCGUCAGAAUUUGUAAUUGGUGUUGGUGCAUACGUAUCACCUGAAAUGAUGCAAGCAGAGUACUCAACCCUGGAGAAAAUGCCGGGAAAACAGUAUACUUGGUCAUCAAGGGGCCCCUGCGCAGGUGGAUCAUUGGGUGUGUGUAUAACUGCCCCAGGAGGAGCAAUAACCUCUGUUCCAAAAUGGACUUUACGAAAUACACAGUUGAUGAACGGGACGUCAAUGUCAUCGCCAAACGCUUGUGGAGGCGUGGCGGUUUUGCUUUCAGCUCUAAAGGCAGAGUGCAUUGCAUAUGCCCCACCGAGCAUACGGAGAUGUUUGGAAAAUUCAGCAUUGAAAAUUGAAGGUUCAGAAGAGCUUACUCAAGGCAGGGGUAUGCUGCAAGUCGACAAAGCAUUUGAGCUUAUGAAGUCUGAAUCUCGGCCGUGGAUAAAUGAUGUCACAUUUAAGAUUCAAUGUGAAAAUGGAUCAAGAGGCAUUUACAUACGUGAACCAUACCAGUUUCGACAGCCAAGCCUGCGAAAUGUCACCAUUGUGCCGGUUUUCCACAAAGAUUGUGCAAAUGACCUAAAAUUCACUUUUGACAUUCGGGCAUGCCUUGUUGCAACUGUGCCAUGGAUCACUGCGCCUUCGCAUUUCGCUUUAGCGAACUCAGAGAGAACUAUCGGUAUCAGAGUCGAUACUACGGGCCUCAAUCAAGGGGUACAUUAUGGAGAGGUUUGUGCAUAUGAAAUUUCGCAUAAAAACCAAGGCCCUCUAUUUAGAGUCCCAGUUACCGUGGUUGUCCCUUCCAGUGACGUUCCUGAAAAGUUUCAAAAAGAUUUCAAACCAGGAGAAGUGAAAAGACAUUUUAUAGCAGUUCCUAAUGGAUGCACAUGGAUUGAGUUAACACUCCAGUCACUAGAUGCUUCUCAAGAUGCGCGGUACCUUGUUCAUGUGCUGCAGUUGGAAAAAGACAGCAGGUUUUCUGAAAACGAUAUGCGAGAGUAUGUCACGUUGAAGCCUCUUAAUACAUCGAGGUUGUAUGUUAAAGUUCUGGGUGGUUAUACCUUAGAACUUUGCGUAGCAAGAUGGUGGAAUAACAUUGGUACGUCGAAUCUCCUGUAUAGUGUAGAAUUCCAUGGUUUAGAACCAAAUUGCAAGCAAAUUUUCUUGAACGGUUGUGAAGGUCUUACUAGAGUUGAUGUCACAUGUCAAUCAAUGGCAGAGGAUAUUUUACCUGUUGCUACUCUAACACACUAUGUACUACCACUGACGCCAAAAGAUAGUAAGCUACGCCCUCUCGGAGCAAGAGACCUUAUUCCAGGAGGCAAACAAAUCUACGAACUAGUUUUAACGUACAAUUUUACGCUGUCCAAAGAGGCCGAAGUUACCCCACUAGCCCCCCUGCUCCACGAUUUGCUUUAUGAAUCAGAAUACGGAUCGCAAUACUGGAUGAUCUUUGACCAAAACAAGAAGUUUGUCAGAGCUGGGGAUGCUUUUCCAAUUAAGUAUAAAUACACAGCAAAGUUGAAUGGAUCGAUGACACUGCUUUUUCAAUUGCGACAUGACGUGAAAGACCAGCUAGAGAAAAUGCGUAACAUGGUUUUAAACCUUUCUGUAAAAUUGAACUCGCCAAUAACAUUGGAUUGUUACGCGAGACGAAAGGAUAUUUACACUGUGAAUAAUCGAUCGAAAUUCUCGUCAAGGAGACUUCAACCUGGAAUGACAUGCCAAGUCUAUAUUACUUCCCUAAAUGACGACAAAAUUCCUAAAGCAAUUAAACAUGGUCAGUAUUUAACUGGAAAUAUCACGUUUGCCAAAAGUGAAGGAGGCAAGCGAGUUAGUAAAUACCCGCUUCAGUACAUGGUGCCUCCACCCAAAGUAUCCAACAACAACGCAAAGGUUAAUGGAAAGCCGAAAGAUCAGACAGAGGUAUUGAAGGGUUAUGAAGAUGCAAUGCAAGAUCUUAUGGUUGCCUGGAUUCCAAAGCUUGACGGUCACCAGAAACAGAUAGAGCUGUAUGACAAAUUGCAAGACAACAUCCAUGCUCAUAAUGCAUACUUGAAUUCUAUAGAUUCGACAAAAGGUAAAGAAAAAUUGGAAGAAAUAAUCAAAGUUUCAGAUAGAAUCAUAGGAAUGAUUGACCGCAACGAAUUGGCAACUUACUAUGCUAUGAAAACAGAUCUGAGUGACGAUGCUGCCAAAACUAAAGUGGAAAUGGACAAGAAAAGAAAUGUCCUUACCAAUGCCCUUUUGAAGAAGGGGACUGCAAUGGCUGACAUGAUGAUAACAUCUGACAGAACUGCAGGUGAUGUCUCUGUGUUGAUCUCAGAGAGUGCAGAGCCAAUGAUGCCGACGAUUGAUACAGGACUUGACGAAACCUUCCAAGAAUUUUCUAAAUGGACUGACCCAACAGAUUCGAAGACGCUGGCCUUUUUUGUACGUCAUGCAACUGCUCGUAAGCAUUACGGACGUGCGCUUAAAGCUGUUUUGAAGCUCCAAGAAGACCAGUCAGCAUCUCCUAAAUACGAUGAGCUGUCAGUACAACUUGCAGAGGGUCUUGGCUGGCACCACGUGGCUAGUCACUUCAAAAAGUCAAACAUGUUAAGACAACCUCCAAACUAUGAACUUUUUUAAAGAAAUUCGUCCUGAAGAAACUCACACCCUUGUUAGUUUGAGCGAGCAUUGAUGAAUUGAUUUUUUAUCUUAUUUGCAUCAUUUUAAUAUUAUGAAAAUGUAUUGUUCCAAUCUACAAAUAUUUCUCCUCGCAAUCUCAAUGCCUGGCCUCUAUUCUGGGCCCAAAAUAAAGCCCCCUUGGUUGUUUUCUUUCGGAAUUUGUAAAGACCCUUGCUCCUUAUCAUGCAAGCAAAAGCUUGCUUCAGAGGCUAAUGUGCAUCCUUUUUCAUGAAAAGAUGUCUUCAUUUAGCAUCUGAUAGGGCUAGAAAAAGUUGACUUGAGCAUAACGUUAACUAAACCAUCUCCAUUUAAAUACUGUUUUCGGCAUGUUAAGGUAUAAAAUGUCUCUGUUUUCAAUUCUGUUUAAAAUUUCAGGGAAAAGCUUAUAGUCUUAAAAAAGGUUUUUGCGGUUCAAUAUAUCUGCAGAUAUUUGACACUAAAAAUCAUUUCAAGACUUACUGAGAACAGACUGCAAGAAAAUGACUGCAAGAAAUAUUCUGACAUGUUUUUUAAGCUAAUCUUAAGGGCGUGGCCGCAAAUAUUUCCCGCUCGCUUCGCAUAAAAUCAAAGGCAUAACACACAGUGAAGCAUCCUAGUGCGUUUUUCAAGAGUUGCUUUUCAGUCAAAUAAUGCCAUCAACUCGAGCCCUCCCUCCCCCACUUUGAAUUUCUAGGCGCCGCCCAUGUAAUGUAGAAUGAUUUUUCUCACUGUCCAACGCUAUCCACAACUGCAGGUGCGACAUAAAAAAUAACAAGUAUAGAUAUGCCUACGGUCUAGAUUAUAUCAAAACAACCACAUGAAGUCACAUUCAAUAAAACAUAUCUUACGAUAAAUUUUAGCAAUCGAUCGAAGUAGAUAGUUCAUAGUAAAAUUAAAACAAAGAAGGAUACUCUGACUGUCAAUAGAAAUAAAACUAAAGGG